Acanthoscelides obtectus is the source of this 5000-nucleotide messenger RNA. NCBI's taxonomy places the organism in Eukaryota, Metazoa, Arthropoda, Insecta, Coleoptera, Chrysomelidae. The record is from the annotation of a GenBank genome assembly.
AUUUGGUUUGUUUAUUGGUGUGUUGGUAUUUGCCGAACGUGUAUGAAAUGAGUGAUAGGAAAAGUAAUAACAUUUAUAUUGAUACCGAACUAUUAAUAGCUGCAAUACACGAAGAAAAAUUAUUUAGGAUUUCUCUUGCGAGGAUUAUAAAAACAUUGAUAAGAAAUAUGCUGCUUUUGAACGUGUGGCUGAAAUAGUGAUUUGCAGAUUUUGGUAAUAUUUCUGAGCAAGGAUUCAGAUAGACAAAUGUGUGUCAAGUGAAUGCCACUGUGGGGUACCAAACUCCACAACUGAGGGUAGUCAGUGGUUGCAAACACGAACCCAACUCCUGCUCCCAAAGGUCCAUUGCAAAAGUCAAACGAAGGUCGUUGUAACGUGGGACCUAACAACUCCACAAAACAACACAUACUUCUAUUUAGAUUACGUGAACAAGGUCUCAUCAUAUCCACGAUAUGUGACCUCAAACACCUCACGUUGCAACUUCACGGUUCUUGAAAGUUUAGAGCCAGGAACAACGUAUGAACUAAUCUUGAGAAGCAUCACGAUAUGGCCAAACACAACCAAAACUCUAGGCAGCAGCAAGCCUUUGAUGGUCCAAACAUUAGAUUCACACAGGAAAGUUGAUCCUGUUAAGAAGUUCUACCUAGACUCACUUAACCUGUCAGAAAAUGCAUACGAUGCUGUAGUAAAAUGGGAUAAAGCAGAAGACAAAGCUUGCUACUACGACAUAGUGUCGUUCGAGGAAGACUAUAAUUAUUUUGAAAUAAGAAACGUGUGGGAUAACGAGGAGUUACGGAUACCAAAUUUAUCGUUUGGUAAAAAUUAUUCACUGAUUAUAAGAGCACUCUCGGAUAAGGAUGCAACUGAAAAUGAGAGCGAACCUACGGUGCUACGUUUUGUUGUACCAACAUGCCACGAAACAUUCAAACAUUCUGCUAUGUGUGUUCCUCACAAGCCAGAGAAUUUAACAGCAAUAGAUGCGUUGGUGGAUUAUAAUGAAGAAGAUAACUCUUCUCGCUACAAUAUUCAGCUGUAUUGGUCGAAACCUACAUAUCCACCAAAUUACUACCAAAUCAAACUAAUGUUCUACAACUCUACACACAAACCUAUUUUUCUUAAUGUCAGUGGGGAGAGCACCAAUGCGACGAUCGGAAACGUCAUAGUGACCUCAGAAGAAUUCAGCGUGCGCUAUUGGGUGUUCAUAACAGCCUACUCCUUCGCUGGAAAAAGUGCCACGUCAGCAAUCGAACGAAGCUUCAACGUGUCCUUCAUACCGGUUUCAGAUGGCAGCACUUGGAACGAUGUUGAGGUGAUAAUGAUUAUCGUAGGGCCUAUUUUAGCUAUUGGGCUCGUGGUCAUGCUGGCGGCGAAUUGGUACUUCGCCAAAAAGGUUGCUAAAGAAAAGAAACUAAAAUACUUCAAGGAACUAAAUGAGAAGAUUCCGCCAAGUAUUAUAACCGCAAUCGGUGGACUGUCGUCAAAUAACUCUAUACCUGCUGAUAACUGGGAAAUUAACCCCAGUCGAUUGAUUAUUAAGUCCAUCAUUGGCGAAGGAGCCUUUGGAUUAGUUAAAAAAGGCUACUACUUAGACAGCAAUGAAGAGAAGAUCGAGGUUGCUAUAAAAAUGAUGAAAGAACACCCAACGAUGGAUGAAAUGAAGCAAUUCUAUCAGGAAAUAGACAUAAUGAAGUCUGUACCCAAACAUCCUCAACUAGUCUCUCUUGUAGCAUGUGUGACCAGGGGCAGCAGUCCAUUGAUCGUGGUAGAAUAUUGCGCUAAGGGUGAUCUACAGACCUAUCUGAGAAAGGCUUGGGAUAAACUCUCGAAAAUAAAAAACGAAGAGUCGUUUGCACAAUCGUCGAAUCCACAGUAUGUGUCUAACGCUCUGUACGAUUUUUCGCAAAGUGACAUGACGGACAUACCACAGCCGAAAGAUUUGAUUUCUUUUGCUAGACAGAUUGUAUUAGGAAUGGAGUAUCUAGCAUCCCUAAAACUGAUACACAGAGACCUGGCAGCUAGGAAUGUUUUGAUAUGCGAGGACAAUAAAGUCAAGAUCUCCGAUUUCGGACUGAGUCGUGAUGUGUAUUAUGACAACGUUUACCGAAAAGUUACCGGAGGAAAAGUGCCAAUACGUUGGAUGGCACUGGAAUCUAUGACACAACAGAUAUACACUACCCAAAGUGACGUAUGGUCUUUCGGAAUACUAUUAUGGGAGAUAGUAACCAUGGGCAGUACGCCGUAUCCAGGGGUUCAGACUCAAGAACUGUUACCUUUACUCAGAAGCGGAUUCCGUAUGGAGAGACCAAUAAACUGCAGUGAGGAACUAUACGCAAUAAUGUGCAACUGUUGGAACGCCUCCCCACUGGACAGGCCAACGUUUGCAGAGCUACGUGUCAUCUUCGAUACGCUAUUAGAAAAGGUGUCAUGUUACCUCAACCUGGACAUCAGUGAUGUGAGCAUGACGCAACACCAUUGCUAUAGCAACACUUUCUCUGGACGUUACGUUAAACAGGGCAAGAUCGUAGAUGUAUAGUAGGUUUUACAACGAUGUGACACACUUAGAGACCGCCUUUCAAGUGUGCUGGAAUAGACUAUAUUUGCGCGCGUGCUUAUAGCAUCUAUAUCACUGUCAUUAGUGUACUUACUUGUAUUUUGUAAUAUUUGUUUAGUUAAAUAAUCUGUUGUCUUCUCCAAGCAGCUGAGAUUUUUUAAACCUUUACGAUUCAAGACCACUACUGGCAUGAAAAAUUUGUGACGUCAGAUUGUACAGGAACCAAUAAAGUAGGUAAAUGGCAACAUUGUAACUGUAUAUAUUUAGUUGAUAGGACUUGUAGAAUAAAAAGCAUAUUCAGUUGCCACAGGUCGAUUUUUUUAAUAAAUGUUUGAAAAGUGAUAUUUAUUGAAUUGUUUCAAAAUAGUUUCUUUUCAGUAAAAGAGGGUGCAAAAAAUUGCGCAAUAUAUUCUUUAUAAGGAAAACAGGAUUAAAUGGUAAACACGCACUAUGAUAAUCUCAUAUUCCGCACUUGUAAUACUCCAAAAACCCGUUGGUUCAAAUGCAGUGUUUUGGGUAUUGUUGAUCUAGGGUUGCCCACCUUCAGACUGCUGCAUAUAUUUCAUUUUGAAGCAAGCCUUUUCUGCGUGAUCUUGACUGACAUCUUAAUGAAAAAAUAUAUGUAAUAACAACUGGUGCAUUUUUUAAUGUCAUUGUAUUGAUCAAAUUGGUGUAUCUGAUGAUGUGAAAUGAUAUCGAACGUAGAGGUUACAGAGUACUUGAAAGAAUUCAUCAUCGUCGAAGUUUAUUGAAACAGAAAUAAGUUGAACUGGGAUUGUCUACCCCGCAGCCCGCCACAAAUGCCUUCAGUUUUAGUUUAAAUAAUUAUGUUUCAUGAUCUUGACUGGCAUAUGAAUCAAAAACACCUGUUAACAAUGGUACAGUGUAUCGUUACCGGCAUGGAGACGUUUUAGGGGUUUAUGGUCAAGAAUACUUACAGAUUACAGGGUACUUAAAAAUGUAUAUAUGUUACACGUCUAUAGCUAUCGCAGGGGGGGGGGGGGCGAUAGGAGGGGUAACUGGAAAGAAAACACUUGAUUCACAACAAGUUUUUUAAUGUGACUAUACCGCUAUACCAAUACAGUUUACCAAUGUAGCAGAUAUUUGUUGGUUGAUAUGCACCUCGAGAUUAUUCAAAAAACUGAAAAUAAAGACAUUUUCGCGGCUGCGGGUACCCAGCCUUAGCUAGUCAUUUCUCUAUUAACAAAAUGUCAUAAAGUGCAUUUGAACAUUCGGACUGUUGAGGUAUUAAAGUUAAGAUUGAUACCACGUAAAUCUUUUUGCAUCAGCUUAUCCAGGUGUCAAAAAAUUAAAAUCGCCCAAGGACAUUAUUUUAAACUGUAUCACCCUGUAUUUACAGUAUUUGAACGAAACAGUCGCUUUUGUGUGUUGGUCUAAUCAUAUUAGACGAAAAUACCCCUGGUUUGCGAAAUAAUUGUAGUCUGGUUUUACUGAUGCAAGUUUUUCAAGGGGGUAUUUAAAACAUGGGAGCAUAAAACGCGUACACCAAUUUUUGUGGGGAAAACAUUUUAUUCGAUAACAAAGAAUGAGAAAACGUGUUUUUUAGGAUUCAAUCGGAGGUGUUAGCAGGAAAGAAAACUCUUCAAAUGAGAUUUUUAGGUAUUUAUGAAACAAAAGACCCCAUUAAUAGUAAAAAGGUUAUGCCCGAAAACCGAGACAAAAUGCAGAUUUUGGCACUUGUUGCUAAUGCGACGAUAAUUUCACGCAGCUACUUGAAAUUCUUCAAUCCGAACGCUGCUUACUUCUAAAUAACCACAAUAAAAUUUUUACUACUAGUGGGAUCUUUUUACGUGUGGUCUCAUUCUGUAGGACUCAUAAAUCCUAAAAAUCUUAUUUGAAGGGUUUUCUUGUUCCUGCCAACACUUUCGAUUGAAUCCCAAAAAACACGUCUUCUCAUUCUUUGUUGUCGAAUAAAAAUUGGUGUAGCCAUUUUAUGCGUCCAUAUUUUGAAUACCCCCUUGAACAACUUGCAUCAAUAAAACCAACUUUACAAUUAUUUCAGGGAAAUUUGCUAAUAUGAUUAGACUUUAAGUGUUAUGUGAUUUAGGCCUAAGACCUAAUAUCACGUAAAUCUUUGUGCAUCAGCUUGUCCAGCUGACAAAAAAUUAAAAUCGCCCCAGGACAUUAUUUUAAACUGUAUCACCCUGUAUUUACAAUAUUUGUAUCCGCAAUGGUUUUUAUAAAUAGACCCGAAAUAAAUGCUUACAUUACUUGCGUUUUCUUAAUGUCUGCUUUUUUAUCAGGCGCCUUUUGUAGAUCUUAUUAGCGAAACAGCGCCAAAUAUAAUUUUUUUGACCACCAUCUUCAGAACUGAACGCAAUGUUUAUGUAAGUAAAAUUUUUUCGUUAGAUUGUAGCGCAGUUUUAUUAUGUAUAAUUAAUAAUAUCCGUGUUUUUAGUUGCAAACUUGACCUUCACGACAAUUUCAC